Paramecium primaurelia is the source of this 2433-nucleotide messenger RNA. The record is from the annotation of a GenBank genome assembly. Lineage: Eukaryota; Ciliophora; Oligohymenophorea; Peniculida; Parameciidae.
AUGCAAGGAUUAAACAAUUAAAACUAAAAUCCUAUAGUGAGACCUAAAACAUUAAUUUGUUAUAUUUGUGGACGAGAGUAUUAUAAAUUACUAAUUUAGAUAUGGAACAAAAAGUUUAGAAAUACAUCUUAAGACUUGUCAAGAAAAGUUUCUUAUGGAAGAAGCAAAAGUACAGUUACAUUAUACAUUUUUUUCAAUUAGAAACCUAAAAAUUAGAGAAGACCAUUACCAUAACCUCCAAAAGCUAUAGGCGGUAGUGGAAAUUAUGAUACAGAAUCAUAUAACGAUUAAGCAUUUCAUGCAUAUAAAGAAUAGAGUCUUGAGAAAUGUGCAUAUUGUGGCAGAACGUAAUAGAAUUUCAGUUAUCCCUAGUUUCAAUAGAGAAAGCUAUCCUAUUCAUUUAAAAAUGUGCAAGGCUGAUAAACCAUUUAAACCUCUACCUGGAUUUGUUUAAAACCCUAAAGAAGUCCAGUAACAAAUUAAUCGAGAUAAUGGAGGAACUUAAUAAGGAAAAUCAAAUUCUAAUGGUUAUUCAGGAGAGUAUAAGGCUCCUGUAAGACCAAAGACUUUGGUAUGCUACAUUUGUGGUAGAGAAUAUGGUACUAAAUCUUUGGGAAUCCAUAUACCAUAAUGCAAAGAAAUGUUUAUUGUGUAGGAAAUGAAGAAACCAAAAGCUGAAAGAAGGAAUCCUCCCACAACUCCAAGAGGCUUAUGGGAUUUAUUAAAUAAAGAAGAUAUUACUACAGAAGACAUUAUGGCCUAUAAUAAUGGAGUAAUUAAAUGUGUUCUAAAAUAUAAAGGCUUUUAACAAAUACAACAAAGAAGCCUUAGUAGCAUGUAAGAACUGUGGUAGAACAUUCAAACCUGAGGCUUUGGAGCAUCAUAUAAAGGCUUGUACUGUGGAUAACCCUUUUAAAGCAUUAGAUGCUGUUGAGGAGGGAGGUACAGUUGAAUUAGUUCCUUGUAAGAAAUGUGGAAGGAAAUUCUUACCAUCUAGAGUUGAAAAACAUGAAAGCAAUUGUAAAGAUAUAAAGGGAGCAGCAUAAACAUAAGCAAAUGGUUUUUAGAAAUAAUAAGAAUAAAAAUAAGAAUAAAAAUAGAUCUUAGAAACUCCAUAAUAAAAUCAAAAAUAAUAAACAAAAUAAGUUUAAAAAUAAUAAAGUUUUUCAAAAACAUCAGUCAAUUUUAAUGAUAAAAGUUUGAAAUGUAAAUAAAUUUAUUUUAUAUUAAGGUUAUAAAUGUUUUUAAGAUUGCAAUAAUAUUUAAGAUUUAAAAUAACAUGUGUUAAAUUGUAAAAAUGAAGGUACAAAACCUUAGAUCUAUGAUGAUUUGAUAUAAAUUCCAAAUCCAUCAUAAGCACUCUAAACAAUUUAUAUGAGUUCUGUUUUUGAAAAUUUUUAAUAAAAAGAUAACAAUUUAACUACCCCAGAAUAAUAAAAAUCAUAACCUAAAUAAUAAUCUUAACCUUAAAAAUAGUAAUCAAUAUAAUAAUAAAAUAAUAAUCAUUUUUCUGAUGAAGAUUAAGAGGAUAAAGAAGAUGAAAUUGAUUUAAUAACAUGUGAAAAAUGUGAAAGGAGAUUUGCUUAAGAUAGAAUAAAGAAGCAUCAAAAAGUUUGCAAAGGCAAAUAAUAUUUUGAAAAAAAAGAACAUAAAGUUGAAGUUUAAAAGGCUCCAGAAACUGGAUGGAGAAAAUAUCAUGAAGAAUUUAUUAAUACUAUAAAAUAUAACAGAUAAUUGAAGAAAAUAUAAGAAGAAGGAGGUGAUAUUAAAUAAUUAGGACCUCCUCCUGUAUCAUUAAAUAGCAAUUAUAUUCAAUGUCCUUAUUGCUAAAGAAAGUUUGAUCCAAGUAAAGCUGAUAAACACAUUUCAAUUUGUUAGAAUGUCGUUAAUAAACCUAAAACUAUCCAAGAAAAGAAAUAAAAUCCAUUGCAUUCAUAGUAACCAUAGCAACCAAUUUUCUAAUUAUAAUAAUAAUAACAACCUCAAUAGAAUUUUAAACAAUAAUAAAAAGUAUAAUAAACAAAUUAACAACAACAAAACACAUAAAAUCCAAAAUAUGGAAGAGUAUUUUAAAUAAAUGAUGAACCUUCAUAACCAAAAGUUCAAUCAUAAUAAAUGAAUGUAUAAUAAUCUAAAUCAUCAUAGUAAAGAUAAUCAAUUUCUUCAUAAAAAACUCCAUAAAUUACUUAAAAAGCAACAAGUCAAUAAUAAUCAUUACUAUCACCACCUUAAACUACAAAUUAGUUUAGAAUAAGAUCACCAUAAACAACAUAAAAAACGUAAUAAGUGAAAUAAUCUCAAAAUUCUACUAAAAUUGAAAACAAUAUAUUCCGACCACCAACAUCUGGUAGAACAUAAGAGUUAACAAAACCUAAUUCUUAAUUGUAAUUAAAACCAAUUAGUUAAAAUUAGAAUAUGUUUAGAAAAUUUUGA